Klebsormidium nitens is the source of this 5382-nucleotide messenger RNA. The record is from the annotation of a GenBank genome assembly. Lineage: Eukaryota; Viridiplantae; Streptophyta; Klebsormidiophyceae; Klebsormidiales; Klebsormidiaceae.
CGCCCUGCAUUCAUGAGUACUUCCGAGCUCCCAAUGGUUUCUUUCGAGUAGGUACACGUGUGGCGUCUUCUUUGCUGCAUUCCAAUGGCGUCCGUUGAUGGAAGCACUUUGAAAUCUUGUCUCCGGGCGGCACGUGAAGCAAUCAGCAAGCGAGAGUUCAAAGAUGCGAUCAGAGAGGCACGUGCAGCUUUAAAGCAUGACAAGCGCAGCUAUGAUGCACUUCUUUACAUUGGAAAGGCCGCUUUCUCCUUGGAGGAGUAUGCACAGGCUGACGUUGCGUACCGGAAAGCGAUUGAAGUCAAUGCCGCUGGUUUGCCAGCAUGGCAGGGCCUGGCCGAGCUGCACGGAAGCACCGGGGACCAUGAGAAGCUGGCGGAGGCGUGCGCCCACCUGGUGGAAGGCUGGGCCGCAGCGGGGCAGGCAGACAAGGUCAGCCAUUUCCGCAGGAAGCUGGCGCAAGCACUGCUGGACCAGGGGAAGAGGGACGAGGCGCGCAGGCUGUGGAGGGAGGUCCUGACAGCUGCUAAGCAGGGCACUGAGGAGCGCACUGAGGCGCUCUGCGCCUUAGCUGAGCUUGAGAUAGUGGAGCAUGCAGAGUGGGUGGAGCGCGAGGUCCAGCAGCGGAGCAGCCGCCAGAAGAAGCUUGCCAAGCUGGCCGCCAAGUCAGGGCUUGCGGCGGAGGUAGGACCAGUGGACCUGGAAGCGAUCAAGAGACAAGUUGAGGCUGACAGCGCUCCAGGUCUGGACAAGAUCCUGGAAGUCAUUGUAGGGGAGACAGCCUCGACAGCGCAGUAUGCCAAGUACCAUGUGUUGAACCUGCAGAGGGCACUGGCAAGGCUGCUGCAGGCACCGCCAGGUAGCUUUGCAGAGCUCGAGAACCUUGUCCUGGCCCGCAGCCUACGCAUGAUUGCUGCCGGCACUUCGCUGGCGGAACCAUUCCUGGUAGCGCUGGCCCUCUGCCAAGAAGAUGCUGUUAUGGACCUGCCCGCCUGGAAAGAGUUUGACCCUAACCAGACUCGCGAACAGCUAGCCAGGCGCCUGGGGCUCAUGUUCGUGCAUGCUUUUCCGAACCACGGCCUGGGCUGGAUUGCAACGUCGGCAAACCUUUAUGCCAUCCAGCAAAGCAGCCCGUCUCCAGACCUGGAUGCCGUCAAAGCGCACUGCCAGCUCGGCCUCAGGCUGGACCCCGACUCGCCCCACGGGUGGCACGUUCUGGGGACGGUGCAGCUUGUCGAGGCGUCCGCCUCCGGGGCCCUCCAGUGCGUCCAGCGGGGCUUGGAAGCCGUGGCGAACCUGCGCGAGCGCUACGGGCUGCGCCUACGUCGUGCGGAGCUGCAGCUCCGGCUGCUGGAGAGCGCCGCGCUCGUCUCUGCCGGAAGGGCGGGCGACGCAGCGGAGCAGCUACAACUUGUAGAGGACGAGUGUGAGGUACAGCUGGAGGGGGCAGACCGGGACGAGGUGCGUCUGGCUGCCAUUGAGGGGCAGGCACGGGCAGCGAUGAGAGCAGCGGCAGAGGGGGCGCAGUUCGAUCUGGCCCGGCUGGCGCUAGAGAGAUUGCUGGCCGUGCAGCCGGAUAACGCGUGGGCGUAUGCACAGCUGGGGGAUAUCGCGCUGCGGGGCGAUGACGCGGGGCCCGGCCUGGAGGAAGCACGCAGGAACUUCGAGAGAGCGGUCGAGCUGAAGCCCGAGGAUGCCUCCUUCCACUUCAGCUUGGGGCAGAUCUACUGGCGGCUGGGCGGGCCGCUGAAGGAGGACCGCCAGUACGCGCAUGCGCAUUUCCUGGAGGCUGCGCGCCUCCAACCGGGCCUCGCUGGCGCGUUCACGUUCCUGGGUCGCUACUACCGCGAGGUACAAGCCGACGAUCUGCGUGCGCGCCGCUGCUUCCAGAAGGCCGUGCAGCUGGACCCGGACGACCAGCACGCGGGCACUGCUCUGGCCGACAUGAUGGCCGCCUCGGGCCAGCGCCGUGCGGAGGUGGCCAUGUGCCGCGAGGCGUGCCAGCGCAGCCCGCGCGCGUACUGGGCGUGGCGGCGCGUGGGGUUCCUGGAGGCGCGGACUGGGCGGUGGCAGGAGGCGCUGGUCAAUUUGCAGCACGCGCUGCGCGGGGACGCCAAGGACGGGCCGGCCUGGGAGGCGCUCGCGCUGGCGUACCAGAGGCUGGGCAAGUUCACCGCGGCGCUCAAGGCGUACGGCCAGGCCGAGAAGCUGGCAACAGCGGAGGGCAGGGUGCCCGUCUUCACGCUGCUGCAGGCUGCCAGCAUCCAGCUGAGCCUCGCCAACUUCCGCAAGGCCAGCGACAAGUACGUGGCCGUGCUGCGGCGCGCGCCCACCCACGCGGCCGCGCUUGCUGGCCUGGCGUCCGCCUUGCUGGGCCAGGCGCGCCACUUCCAGCAGCAGGGCGCCGCGCAAGCUGCAGCGGACCUGCUGGUGGACGCGAGCAGGGCCGCGCAGCGGGGGGUCACCCUGCACGGGAACAGCCGCCCCCUCUGGAAGCUGCUGGGUGACAUCGGCCUGGAGCUGGGCCUCGUGGCGCCCCCACAAGAAGGCCACGUGUCCGAGGACGGCACGCCCUCAGCAGGCAUGGCUCACGAGUUCCUGGGACGGCUGGAGGCUGCUCGCCGGGUGCGGCUCAGUGCUUUGCAGAAGAGCGCGCGUGCGUACCGGCACACCAUCCACCUGAACCCGGGGGAUGCCAGCGGCUGGGCGGACCUGGGCACGUGCCUCAAUCACCGGGCGGACUUUGCGCACCCAGCCAGCGAGGGAAAGCUGCGGCCGUUGCACUGGGGCUGGGGGACGGCGAAACUAGGAGCGGCGAGUGCUGUUGGAGCGCCGCUGGCGGACCAGGGGCUGCUGCUCAGGACGCUGGCUGAGCGGCUGGUGCUUGGCGGGCUGGCCCUGGACCCGACAGCCGGGGGUGUGUGGGCGACGCUGGGCGCAGUGGCGCAGGAGCGGGCCCUCCAGCAGCACGCGCUCAUCCGGGCACUGCACAUCAACCCCAAACUCAGUGCGGCCUGGAUCAACCUCGGGCAGCUGUACCUGGCAGAAGGCGACUUUGCGCUGGCCCGCGCCACGUUCGACCAGGCGCGCAGCUGCGACCCCGUGCUGGCGGUCCCCUGGGCCUCCAUGGCGUGCAUGGAAGCAGCGGAGGCGCGCGACGCCAAGCAGCGGGAGGAGGCGCGGUCCACCGCGCGCCACGCUGUGCAAAUGGGUCCCACCGCCACGGGGCAGCUCGGGUACGCGACGCUCGCGGCGGGGCUGGGCCAGCUGGGCAGCCCCGAGGUGUACAUCGCGCUGAGGCAGGCCACGCUGCAGCUGCCGGCGGUGGCGGCGGUGCACAACCUGCUGGGGCUCGCGUGCGAGGCGCGGGGGCUGCUGCCGCAGGCGGUGGCCAGCCUGGAGAACGCGCGCGCAGUGGGGGCAGCGCAAGGGGCGGGGAAAGAGGAGGAAGAGGGCGUGGCGUUCAACCUGGCGCGGGUCCUGGCCAGGGCGGGGCGGCAUGCGGAGGCGGUGCAAGAGUACGAGAAGUUGCAGAAUGCGGGAGCGAUGCUCCAGGAGUCGUCUGCGCCUGCAUGGCGGCAGUACGGCGUGUCCCUCUGGCGCACCGGCCGUACCGACGCUGCGACCGCGGCGGUGCUGCAGGCCCUCCAGCUGGCACCGCCGCCGCUGCCUGACGAAUCGCCUCCCAAGGCGCACACCGCAGCGCUAUGCGCACUGGCGUGGAUCCAGUACCAGGCAGCAGGGCCGGCCCAGGCGCUGCAGACGCUGCGGGAGAGCGUGCCCGAGUGCUGGCAGGACACGCAGGUGGGCAUGACGGCCCUGGCCCUGGCCACGCUGGCCCGCGACAACACGAUGAUCGCGUUCGCCAUCAGCAAGUGCCCCGCCCUCUUUGAACACGGCUCCGCCCCCCGCAGCAACCAACUUCUCAGCUUAGCGCACAGGUUGCAGAAGAACCCUUCGCGCGCCCUCCUCCACCUGCGCACGGCUCUCCACUCUUCCCCCGACAGUCUCCGCCUCCGUGCCGCUCUCUCCGAGGCUCUGCGCCUGGACCGUCGCCCCGAGCAGGCCCGCCAGGUGGUGCAGGGAGCGACGCGCCCAGCGGCGGGCGGGUGGGGAAACUCCGACUCGGUGGAGGAACUAGGGGCGUGUGUGCAGGAGGCUGCCGAGGGCCUCUUCGCCCUGGGCUGGGCAGCAGAGCGGAGCGAGCAGAACGAACAGUUGUUUCGCGACCUGCAGCGGUGGGUCAAGCUCGAUCCGGCGGCCCCCGGUGGCCGGGCGGUGCUGGCGCUUGCGGCUGCGCUGCGGGCGCAGGGCGGGGAGGGGCCCCAGAGCGGGCGGUGGGAGGCGGUGCACAGGCUCUGCGGGACGGCGCUGGAGGCGGAGAGGAGAACGACGGAGAGCAACCGUGAGGGAGCCGAUGGGGAAACCCGUGUGGCGCUCUUGAGGACGCUGGACGCGGAGGCGUUGUGGCGUUCGCGGGUGAGAGCGGAGCGCGAGAAGGGCCGGCAGCAAGCACGGCUCCUGCUGGAGGGGGCGCGCGGACAGGAGGAGGAAGGACGCGCGCGCUUGCACUUGGCGAGGAACCGGCGGACGGCGGGAGUGGAACUGGCGGGCGCGGUAGAGAGCGGGGGCAGCGUGCAAGAGCACCUCGCGCAUGCAGCAUCCCAGGGGGCGAGCGGCCGCUACGGAGACGCGCUUCAAACGCUCGAAGCUGCAGAACACGUGGCCGUUCUGUCGGGGCCCGAGCAGCGCUGCUGGGCGACGGCCGUGCGCGUGGCGCGCGCUGAUGUGCUGCUCAAGAGCGGCGACGCCGAGUCUGCGGCAGCCGUAGCGACGGACGCCGUCGAAGAGGAGCCGGACAACCCGCUCCUGCUGCUGCUGCAGGGCGCGCUGCUGUCACUGGCGGCGGAGGGUGGUUCCGGCGCCGAGGCUGCAGCCGCUGCGCGACGCGCACUGUCGCGGGCGGUGCACCUGUUCAAGGGCGGCGGGCGGGGCAGCCCCUGGGCGCACUACCUGCUGGGCCAGGCGGAGCUGGCGGCCGGCGGCGGCAAAAAGGGCCGCGACAAGUGGGAGGCCGCCACGCUCACCGCCUGCCGCCAAUGGCCUCACGAGGCCCCGCCGGCGGAGCUGCUGUUCCAGCUGGCGGAGCUGGCGGCCGCGUCGGAGCGCGUGGGCGGGGCCGGAGUGUGCCAGUACGCGGGCGCGGGGCCCCUGCUGGCCGCGGAGCAGUGGCGGCGCCGAGCGGUGCACGCGCACCCGGGCUUCAGCGCGUACUGGGCCAGCCUGCGGCACUGACGCGGGAGCCGCUAUGGUGGACCAACUGGGGGCUGCGGUGGGCGCCAAAUUUCUGAUGGCCGAGCUCUUUGGAGCACGGACAGAGCAGCU